Molecule: messenger RNA, 783 nt
Organism: Aspergillus viridinutans
Lineage: Eukaryota; Fungi; Ascomycota; Eurotiomycetes; Eurotiales; Aspergillaceae
Product: putative EF-hand calcium-binding domain protein
Exons: 2
Coding region: 1-783 (260 amino acids)
Cellular component (GO): cytoplasm; nucleus
Source: RefSeq, a predicted model, not a curated record
AUGAAGGUGUUAUGCCUCCACGGCAAGGGCACCAGCGGCGCCAUAUUCAAGUCCCAGACGGCAAGCUUCCGCUCUCACCUCACCGACCUCCGCAUCGACUUUGACUUCAUAGACGGCUGCUACCCCUCCGCCGCCGCAGCGGGAAUCGACCUCUUCUACCCCGCCCCCUACUACUCCUUCUGGGAAGAUGAUUCCCCCGAGGCAAUCCAGAAAACAUGCACCUGGCUCAAGGGUCUUAUCGCACAGCGGGGCCCCUACGAUGCGGUCAUGAUGUUCUCGCAGGGAUGCGCCCUCGGCGCCGCGAUGCUCCUCCUCCACCAAGCGCAGGACCCUACGCAGCCUCCGCCGUUCAAGGCGGCGAUCUUCAUCUGCGGCGGGGCGCCGCUGAAGCUGGUCGAGAGCAUAGGGUUCGAGAUUUCAGACGCGGUGAAGGAGCGCGAUCGGCUGGGGAGGGAGGCGUUGGCGCUGCAGGCUCAUUCUGCGUCGAUAUUGGCGAGGGGGUCGGCGCGGUGGAUGGGCGAGGCGUCGGUGGGUGGAGCGGUGGACGAGGAGGAGCUCCGGGAGGAGAUCCGUGGGCCGUUUAAGGUGGGGGUUCCGACGGUGCAUGUUUACGGGUCUAGGGAUCCGAGGUAUGCCGCUGGGGUGCAGCUCUCGGGGAUUUGUGAGCCGGCGAAGAGGAGGGUGUUUGAUCAUGGGGGUGGGCAUGAGAUUCCCCGGACGGAUCGGGUGAGUCGGACGAUUGCGGACUUGGUGCGGUGGGUGUUGCUGGAGGGGAGUGCGUAG